AUGCCCCUGCAGGUGCCGAAGGAGAUCUGGCUCUUGGUGGACCACUUGUUCAAGCACGCCUGCCACCAGGAGGACCUGUUCCAGACUCCAGGCAUGCAGGAGGAGCUGGAGCAAAUCAUCGACUGCCUGGACACCAGCAUCCCUGAGACAAUCCCGGGCAGUAACCACUCCGUGGCUGAAGCGCUCCUCAUCUUCCUGGAGGCUCUGCCAGAGCCAGUGAUCUGCUAUGAGCUGUACCAGCGGUGCCUCGACUGGUCACACAGCAGCCGGCUGUGCCGACAGGUGAUUCUUCAGCUGCCUCGUUGCCAUCGCAGCGUGUUUCGGUACCUAAUCCUCCUCCUGCGCCCUCCACCCAACCUGAUGGCAAAGCAGACCCCGCAGGACCGCCAGCGUGCCAUCAACUUCCUCUACAGCUUCCUGCUCGCUGGGGACGAGGAGUGA
This is a messenger RNA of Apaloderma vittatum (bar-tailed trogon), 441 nucleotides long. Its product is annotated as inositol polyphosphate 5-phosphatase OCRL-1-like. NCBI's taxonomy places the organism in Eukaryota, Metazoa, Chordata, Aves, Trogoniformes, Trogonidae. The transcript has 5 exons. The record is from RefSeq and is a predicted model, not a curated record. Gene Ontology annotation, biological process: small GTPase-mediated signal transduction. The coding region runs from base 1 to 441 and encodes 146 amino acids. Gene Ontology annotation, cellular component: cytoplasm. Gene Ontology annotation, molecular function: GTPase activator activity.